Tricharina praecox is the source of this 306-nucleotide messenger RNA. RefSeq lists its product as uncharacterized. The record is from RefSeq and is a predicted model, not a curated record. Bases 1 to 306 code for a protein of 101 amino acids. The transcript is spliced from 5 exons. NCBI's taxonomy places the organism in Eukaryota, Fungi, Ascomycota, Pezizomycetes, Pezizales, Pyronemataceae.
AUGCCCAUCAUGACUCCAGGUUCUCGCAUUUACGGCAAGAGCGUCUUCAAGUUGGCCUCCCAUGGCUACCGCCUCGCGGCCAAGAAGCCUCACCCAAGUCGUCUCACUUCAUACAAGGGAGGAGACGGCUACAAGAACUCCCAUGACAAGAUCGACGCUCGCUUGUUCGCGUGGCUGAAUAUUGUCGUCAUUCCGGCUGGAUGCCUGGGCUUGGGUCUCUACUGGGGAUACCGCCAUGAACCCAUGGAUAAAAAGGGUCGCGAGGAACUCGAUGUUCUGCUACACACUUCCUUCUGUACCAAGUAG